Aureobasidium melanogenum CBS 110374 is the source of this 585-nucleotide messenger RNA. RefSeq lists its product as uncharacterized. NCBI's taxonomy places the organism in Eukaryota, Fungi, Ascomycota, Dothideomycetes, Dothideales, Saccotheciaceae. The transcript has 3 exons. The coding region runs from base 1 to 585 and encodes 194 amino acids. The record is from RefSeq and is a predicted model, not a curated record.
AUGGAGACUUCACAAACCAAUCCCAGCACCUGGAAGUCCACCUCUUCCACCACUAGGACACCACCUCCAGCCUACGAGAUGCAAGAUCUGGGACCUGCAGUAGCAGCAGCACCACCGUCCAAUCUGCCAGUACCAGCAACGCAACCACGCCCACAUGCGAAGAGAGAACGAUGUGUUGGUCUCAAGUGUCGCUUCAUCACUGAAGCCUUUGGCGGCACCAUCAAGACACCUCCAAACACCUCCAUGAAGAACAGCCACCACUAUUCCUCCACCAUCAUGGAGCCCAACACCGACUCAUGGAAAACCGACCUUUGUAAAGCUGGCACGAAAUACAGCAGCGAGCAAGCGCCUCCAGCCUACAAAAUGCAAGACUUUCGAUCAUCAUCACUACAGGCUGUUUUCCCAACACCAGGUCCACGACAACCACAGCAUACAGAAUCUGUGAAUUGGUGUGGGAUUGCUAAGGCACUUGGAUGUACUGUUCUAGUUCUUGCUGUUGGCGGUGCUAUCAUCUAUGGGAUUAUGUGUGGUAUUGUCAAAGUAGCGGAAACAAAACAACAACACCAGAGAAUCCCUUUUUGGUAG